CGGGAGACCCUGAGCCCCACGAGGGCGACCGAGCACUCGCAUCAACGAGGGGUCCAGCAAGCUCGUCCCUUAUCGCGCUUCUCUGCCUAGGCGACGUCGGCCAUAGCCAGCCAUGGCAGAUUUCGCUUCGAGAAUCAUCACGAGGUUGAUAUUUGCGCUGCUGCUCUCGUCCUCGUCAUUGCAGCGCCUUGCCGAGUGGUCACCGGUAGACCGACCGCUUAUAAAUAUUACCAACGCCAAUCUCUUGACUCUCAGAGCUCAGUAUGCUAUGAAAUUCAUCCGUACCAACAACUAUUCUACGGCAAACGAAAUGCCGGACCCUGUGAUCGUGCAUGUGGUGUUAUCUCCCAAGGAUCGAAGCUUGUUUAUUGCGCUGACAAACGGGAUAUGGAGGAUGAGCACUUACCAGGCGAAUAAACCUGAGGCUAACGCGGCAUUGUUGGCAGCCGGAUCGGCGCCCGAGGGAUCGUUUAGUUAUUUCCAUGCAAUGGCGCUUCAAGACAGUGACUCGGAAUUAACAGGAGCAGUCCUCGCUGGCAACGACGACACACAGCGGACAAGAAUCCUGCACGUGGCGUCAAGAUUCGGUCUUUUGGGCGGAAGCACACUCCGUGCCCUUUCCAUUGACGCCAACGAAAGCUUGACGCAUCAGCUCUAUGCCCGCGAUUACCCCAGUGUAACCGCUACUUGGGAUUCUUCGAUCUCCAGCAUGGCGAUCGAUUCCAGUCGCAGGAUUUUGUACGUCUCUACAGGUGUUGGGAUUCACCGUGUUAACUUGACUUACCCCUCAGGGGGGUAUUCCAGUUUGCAGAGUUGGAUCGGCGUGGAUUAUGAAGACCCCUUCAGCAACCAUUACAGAGAGAGUGACGACCCCGAGGAAGUGCGACUGGCUUCUGCGAAAUUGGGCGCGUCCACCAUCGGGGAAGCCAUUUACUUUGUCGAUCAGAAGCGUCACCUGCUCGGCCGGAUUCGGGCCAGUACAGGUGCCGUGCAUCGGAUUGCCGGAGGAACGGCAGGUAGGAGGGACGGCCCUGCCUCCGAAGCUUCAUUUUCAGCACCCCAGACCUUGGCUGUCACUCACGACGGGUGCAACGUGUUCAUCCUGGAAACCCAGGAGGACUGGGAUGACCCCCCAGCCAGGCUCCUGCUGAUUACCUUAAAUGCCAGCUGGGGGAAGGCAGCGAAUGUCGCGACUGUCGCUUCGAUCCUACAUGGGAGACGAAUGUCACUGGACAUUUCUCCGGAGAGUGACACGCUGUACGUGGGUGCGAUUACAGAUAUUCUGGAGUUGGGGAUCAACACAUCGGCUCUGCCUCGUUGUGCCGCACCUUCCGAAGUGCAGCGGGAUUCCAUGACGGCUCAGCCUUCCUCGUCACCCAGCGCCGCAGCUUCCGAACAACAGCGUGAUUCCACGACGGCUCGGCACCCAUCCCCGUCGGCCAGCGUGCGUGCAAUCGCCAUGGCAAGCGCCGGCGUGCUGCUACUGGUUGUAGCCUACUCCGUGUCGUUAUCAGUUGUUGUGAUCCGACGGCGAAGAGGGAUAUUUACACACAGGCGGAAGAGGACUCCACCGGAAGCGUCCAUCACUGCUUCAUCGGAGGAUGUGAAGGGGUCGGGGACCAAGUGGACAGAUAACUCCGUGUCGAAUGAGGCGAGCUCGGGGAUGAGAACGGCGAAGAUGGGACAAUCGCCUUUGAUCCUACGGCCGAAUUCCGGCUUGAAGAGGUACUCCCUGGAGGAGACCAGCAGAGCGAGAGUGCUCAGCGACGGCCAGGUGGUGGCCGUCAACAUGAUGAAGGAUGCGGACUUCUUGGAAGCGGCGAGGUUCCGUCAGUUCCAAGCCGAGCUGGACGUGCUCGGAUCACUCCGCCAUAGCCAGAUCUGUGGCAUUGUCGGAUACUGGGGGGAGGAGGGGAAGUCGUUUCUCGUCUACCCGUUCGUGGAGGGAGGUACGCUCCACGACCGCCUGCGAUUGGCUGGGUACGCCAGUCGCGAACAAGGUGUCGUGCCAACAAUGGACAGCAUCUCUGAUGGCAGCAGUUGCACCCGCCAGAAGUCGCCGUUGGACUGGAAGGACCGGCUGUCUAUCGCUCGGCAAAUUGCAAGUGCUCUACGGUAUCUGCACGAGCAGGUAGACCCUCCCGUCGUGCACCGGGAUGUCAAGAGCAAAAACGUGUUGCUCGAGGAUCAGGGAGAGGGCGAUUGGACUUCGAUCAGGGCUUACCUGUCCGACUCCGGGUUGGCAAAGGUCGGGCAGAGCGUUUUCGGCGCGCAGCAGGCGGGCGAGACAGUGGAGACCUACCAUGUUGCGGGGACCUUCGGGUACAUGGCCCCGGAGUACUACAGCUCGUGCAGGCUGACGGCCAAGAAUGACGUGCACGCUUUCGGGGUGCUGCGCCUGGAGGUGAUCACCGGUCGGCAGGCGUUCAUGAAUGCCCCUCGCCAGGAGGAGCGGCGGAUGGAGGAAGGAGAGGAGCAGCCGGAGGUUGCGACGGAGGGGAACGAGCGGGAAACGAACUCGACGGAGGAGUCCGAGGAGUCUGAGGAGGUAUUGGAGUUGGCUCCCGAACUCUGGCGUACUGGGCUCAGCGAAGGCUCCAGACAAGACAAGUAAUCUCUUCUGAGGACGAAGAAGACGAAGUAAAGCCGCUCAGAGCCU
Molecule: messenger RNA, 2659 nt
Organism: Chara braunii
Lineage: Eukaryota; Viridiplantae; Streptophyta; Charophyceae; Charales; Characeae
Source: the annotation of a GenBank genome assembly